This is a messenger RNA of Rangifer tarandus platyrhynchus (Svalbard reindeer), 3768 nucleotides long. Lineage: Eukaryota; Metazoa; Chordata; Mammalia; Artiodactyla; Cervidae. The record is from the annotation of a GenBank genome assembly.
AUGGAGAGGAAGGUUGACUCCAGUUCUUUUAGGGAGAGUGCAGUAAAGAAACCUUAUUCUCCAAAGAUACUGUCCACAAAGAAGUCUUCUGCAUUCUCUGGGAGCCGGAGUGAGAUAUCUAGGGCCAGUCACACAGUGAAGUACCGUCCCUCACAGGCCCGGACCCGAAGGGGCCGGCUCAGAGCACUGCGUGUCAGAUGCGUGGCCAGAAAGUACUUGUAUUUGUGGAUUCGAAUGACUUUUGGAAGAGUAUUUCCCUCUAAAGCCAGACUUUACUAUGAACAAAGAAUUCUGCGAAAGGUCUUUGAAGAAUGGAAAGAAGAGUGGUGGGUUUCCCAUCGAGAGUGGAAACUCCGUGUUCGAGCUGACUGUCACUACAGAUAUUACUUGUACAGCCUGAUGUUCCAGACCUGGAAGACCUACGUGUAUCAGCAACGGGAGAUGAGGAGCAAGUACCUGAGAGCUGAGAAUCAUGAUGCAAAGCAAAAGAUGCGACAGGCCUGGAAGUCCUGGUUGAUCUACGUGGUUUUCCGUAGGACCAAACUUGAGAUGCAGACCACUGCCCUGGAGUUCAGGCGGCAGAGAAUUCUGUGGGUGUGGUGGAGUGCGUGGAGACGGCAACUGGACCAGGUCCACCUAGGCCAGGCCCUCCAGGCCACAGCCGUGAAGCAGCGGGCCCGGAGCCUCCAGCUGCAGGCGUGGUCACGGUGGCAGGAGCAGCUUCUCUUUGUCCGGAGGGAGAGACGGAAGACGGUCUCUGCAGUGAAACACCUUCAGCGCCGACAGCAGUGGAGAGCCCUCGGGGCCUGGCUGGAGUACCUGCAGCUGCGCAGAGAGAAGAGGCUACAGAACCGGGUGGCCGAGCGAUUCCACCACAUCACCCUGCUCCAGACGCACUUCUGUGCCUGGUGGCAGGCCUGGGAGCGGAGGGAGAGCCUGCACGCCCACCACGCGCAGGUGGAGGGACUGGUCAGGAGGACGCUGCUGCGGAGGGCCUUGACUCACUGGAAACACUAUGUGCUGCUGUGCACAGAAGCGGCUGAGCGGUGGAAGGCGGCGAGAGAGCACCACAGGCGCAGCCUGCUGCACUUUUGCUUUAGAGCCCUGAAGGACAGCGUGACCCAUGCCCGUCUCCAACGGAUAAGAAGGAAUCUUGCUCACCAGCAGCGUGAUGUCAUGCUGCUGCACAGGGCCUGGAACCUCUGGCAGUUGCGGCUCGAGCAGAGGGAGGAAAGAGAGCAGCUGCCCUUCCUGCGUGCUGCCUGGGACCACAGCAGAAUAACAUUGCUUCGCAAGUGUUUCCAGUUGUGGUCACAGUCCACCCAGAAGAGGCAGUCCCAGCAGCUGUUGCAGGCCAGAGCAGACGGCCACUUCCAGCAGAGAGCCCUGCCUGCAGCCUUCCAGGCCUGGAGGAGACUCUGGCGGUGGCGUCAGCAGCAGCAAGCGCUCAAGGCCCAGGCCGCGUGCUUUCACAGGGAGAUGUUAGAGAAGCAGGUGUUUGCUGUCUGGUGUCAGAAGAUGUCUCAGCAUCGGGAACACCGCUUAGCAGAGAGGAUGGCUGUGCUCCAUGCAGAACGGCACCUUCUGCAGAAGUCGUGGUCCACGUGGCGCCAGCAGGCAGCGGCACACCACCUGGAGCGGCAGCGGCAUGCACUGGCCUGUGCCCACCACCACCUCGGGCGGCUCAGGAAGGCCUUCUAUGUCUGGAGAGAGGGCGCCCGAGGGCUCAGAACAGAGAGGACGGGCAAUGUGCGGGCUGUACGGUUCCACGCGGCGUGGCUUCUGCGCUGGGCCUGGACCAGGUGGCAGGAGCGCCGGGCCCUGCGCAGUGCCGAGUGGCAGAAGCUGGCACGCGCCAACCUGCACCACCAGCACGGCUUGCUGCAGGGCGCUGCAGACCUGGGGGUGUAUCAGAGCCGAGUGCGGCGCGUGCUGCAAGAGGUGGCUGCCAGGGAGAGCCAGCACAAGAGGCGGCUACUGCGGCGUGUGUUACGUCGCUGGAGAGAGAACACCGUGGCCCAAGCGGACGAAGCGAAGAAGAUGUCCCAGGCGGCAGCUCACUACAGAAGGACGCUAUGCUCCAAGGUCCUGCUUGAGUGGCGAGAGGCAGCAUCUGUGCAGGUGUAUUACCGAGAGCAGGAGGAUGGGGCUCUCAGGGAGGCCCAGCUGGUGCUGAGUAGGGGCCGUCUCAGGACCUGGUUUUGGCGCUGGCGGGACCGAAGCCGGAGGGCUGCUCAGCAGAGGGUGCAGGUGGAGCAGGCAGUGCAGCAUUACUGCCAGAAGCUGCUGCAGGAGGCCCUGGCCCGGUGGAAGGUGCACCAUCAGGGCUGCAUUAGGAAGAGGCUGCGGCAAAGGCAGGCCGCCCGACUCCUGGCCCAGACGCUCAGCCGGGCCUGCUUCCACCAGUGGAAACGGCAGCUGGCGGACAGGAGGCAAGAGCGGCAGCACACAGCACGGGCCCUGUGGUUCUGGGCCUUCUCCCUGCAGGCAAAGGCCUGGGCCGCCUGGCAGGGCUUCGUGCAGGAGAGGAGGAGGAAGAAGGCGCGGGAGGAGCAGGCGGUGCAGGCCUACCACCAGCAGCUCCUCAGGGAGGGCGUCAAGUGCCUCCUGCGCUUUGCGGCGGGCAUGAAGGCCUUCCGGCAGCAGCUGCACGCCCAGCAGCAGGUGCAGGCGGCCCACAGUCUCCACCGCGCAGUGCGUCACUGUGCCACGCUCUGGAAACAGAAGGCGCUGGGCCAGGGCAGGGAGCCGCAGCCCCCUGCGUCCACUGAGCCCAGCAGAAGAGUGACGUUUGAGCGUCCCCUUCCCAGCCACAUUGCUGCCGGGGCUGGCGAUGCCCCCCUGGAGACCAAGAGACCACCAGCUCCUUGUGGGCUUUGGGGAGCCUUGGACAGCCUGGCGUCAGCCCCCGGGGACCCCCAGCUCCUGGAGCUCAAUGCUGCCCGCCAGGCACGGAAGCAGCCACGACGCCCAAGCUUCCUGGUGGAGCCCUUGCAGAGCCAGGCGCCCCUGGGGUGCGGCCCCCUCAGCAGGCAGGGGUCUGAGGCCCUGUGGGAGCGUGGCCUACACCAGGUCCGGCCAGUGGACCCCGCCUGGUCAGUGCUGGACCCAAGCAGCCCCCUGCCACGUGCCCCCGGCCUGAAGCCGCCACCCACGGCGCACCCGGGCCCAGAGCUGCUGCCCCCGUCCUCGUUUGCGCCACGUGGGGCCCAAGUCCCCAUUCGGCUGUCAGCCCAGCCGAUGACCCCUGGGCUUCCGUCCCAGAUCCCUUUGUCCCUGGCCGGUGUCCCCAGCCCCCGUCUGCUCCUUCCUGGGGACUUUCGGGGCACCAGGCCUGGGCCCGGCUCUGACCCUGCAGCUGUGUACCGGGGGCCUGUCAGCACCUCAAGAGGGGGCGCCCCUCCCGGCAGCUCGGCUCAUCCUGCACUGAGCCAGGAGGCUGGCGGAAAUCAAGCCUGUUCUGUGGGCACUGGCCACAGUGACCUGGAAGCUGAGCUUGAGGGCAUCCGGCAGCAGUUGCAGGACUACCAGACCACGAGGCAGAACCUCAGGUCCUGCCAGCGGCAAGCGCACAGCCUAAGGCGGUGGCUAGAGCUGAGCAGGGAGGAGCCCCAGCCUGAGGACCAGGAAGCUGAGCAGCAGGUUCAGGAGCAGCUUCGCAAGGUGGAGCUGCAGAUCCAGCAGCUGGCCCACGAGCUGCAGGCCCGGCGCCAGCCUGUCCACACCUGCAUCGCUCGGGUCCAGGCCCUGCGGCAGGCUCUGUGCUAG